AGGCUCGUUGAUUGGUAGUCUUAUUUGACGUUUAUUUACUCUAUGAUUUGACGUAAACGAUAAACAUGGAUCCUGAAACAGAGAACGUUGUCAAACUUAUUUCCCCGGGAAACAUCCCAGAUAACUGGCAGGAAAAUCCAGAUUUUUUGAAUUACAUCUCGAAACUUGGUUCUUAUGGUGUUGAACAGUUAGUGAAAGAACCAGAUCAUCUCAGUGAAGAGGCUGCUGCCAUCUUGGAGCAAACUCAGGAACUUGCAUUCACCAACUACAAGACAUUCAUCCAAACAGCGGAAUGUUCGAGGGAAAUUUUCAGACAGUUCGAGAACACGGAGGCCCGCCUGGACGACCUGGUGCGCAAGCUCCCGGAGUUCGCGGAGAGGUGCCGGCGGUUCGGCCGGGCGUCGGGCGACGUCGGCCGGCGGCGGCGGCUCAACUCGCUGACGCUGACGCGUAGCGCGAGGCUCCUGGAGGUGCUGGAGCUGCCGCAGCUGGCGGAGACGUGCGUCAGCGACGGCCGCUACGAGGAGGCGCUCGAGCUGGCCGCCCACGCCCGCCGCCUGGGCGCGCGCCACGGCCAGAUCCCCGUCGUGGCCGGCAUCGCGAGGGACGUGGAGGCGGCCCGGCUCGGCAUGGUGCACCGGCUGCUGUCCCAGCUGCGCUCCUCGGACCUGCAGCUGCCCGCCUGCCUGCAGGCGGUGGGGCUGCUCCGCCGCUCGGGGCUGCUCUCCGAGGCCGAGCUGCGGCUCAAGUUCCUGCAGGCCCGCGACGCCUGGCUGCAGGGCCUGCUGGCCGGCGUGCCGAGCGACGACGCUAAUCAGCACCUGAGCAAGACGAUCGAGCUCACCCGCAUUCAUCUGUUUAACAUUGUGACUCAGUACAGAGCCAUCUUUAGCGAUGAAGACCCGAUAAUGCCAUCUUCGAAGGAGCAGAACGUCAAUGAAGUCCUCAUAUUUUAUAGUUGGCUUACUGAGAAGGUAUCGCAGUUCCUGGCCGCCCUGGAGCAGGACCUCCCCCGCGUGGGCAGCGGCUCCCUGGACUCCCUGCUGGGCCAGUGCAUGUACUUCGGGCUGUCGCUGGGCCGGGUGGGCGCGGACUUCCGCGGCCUCGCCGCCCCGCCCUUCGUGCGCGCCGCGGAGCGCAACUUCGAGCGGGCGGUGCGCGGCGCCGCGGCCAGGCUCGAGGGCGACCUGAGGGCCUUCGCUCUGGCCGGGUGCCCGGGCGCGCCACCGCGGGCCGCCCCCCAGCCGUCCCAGCAGGACGGGCCGCCUCGCAGCCUGCUGGAGUUCCCGCCGCUGGCCGAGUACUGCAACGGCCUGGCGGGGGCCUUCAACGAGCUGCGCCUGUGCGCUCCGGCGCCGGCCGCCCGCGAGUGCACCCGCGCGCUGCAGGCGUCGCUCCGCGCGGCGGCCGGCGCGGCCCGGGCCCUGCACCGCCGCGAGCAGCAGGCGCUGGCGCCCGCCGGGCGGGAGCAGCUGGCGCGGCUGUGCGCGGCCCUGGGCGGGGAGCUGGCUCCUUACGCGCAGCGCUGCCUGCACGCCGUGUUCCCGCCCGCGGCCGUCGCGCGCCACCUGGGCCUCACCGCGCAGCAGCUGCAGAGGGAGGGUGUGACGUACCUGAACCAAACUGAAAUCCUUGCGCCAAUCAGUCACCUUUUGCCUGUCACAACUGAACUUCCACCUGUGACCAACAUGGUGUCUGGAGAGGAUGGUGACCAGAAGAACCAUGCACCUGCAGAAGUAAUGCCAGAGUUGAAUAAAUAGUAAUUUAAAAAAUAAAA
Messenger RNA from Bacillus rossius redtenbacheri, 1777 nucleotides. RefSeq names its product conserved oligomeric Golgi complex subunit 8 (gene Cog8). Gene Ontology annotation, biological process: intra-Golgi vesicle-mediated transport. The coding region runs from base 66 to 1760 and encodes 564 amino acids. The record is from RefSeq and is a predicted model, not a curated record. The transcript is spliced from 9 exons. NCBI's taxonomy places the organism in Eukaryota, Metazoa, Arthropoda, Insecta, Phasmatodea, Bacillidae. Gene Ontology annotation, cellular component: COG complex.